This is a messenger RNA of Anthonomus grandis grandis, 11345 nucleotides long. It is a transcript of the gene Six3, whose product is annotated as homeobox protein SIX3-like. Gene Ontology annotation, biological process: regulation of transcription by RNA polymerase II. The transcript is spliced from 4 exons. Bases 172 to 1686 code for a protein of 504 amino acids. NCBI's taxonomy places the organism in Eukaryota, Metazoa, Arthropoda, Insecta, Coleoptera, Curculionidae. Gene Ontology annotation, molecular function: RNA polymerase II cis-regulatory region sequence-specific DNA binding; DNA-binding transcription factor activity, RNA polymerase II-specific. Gene Ontology annotation, cellular component: nucleus; transcription regulator complex. The record is from RefSeq and is a predicted model, not a curated record.
GCCUUUACUGGCUCUGUUAUUUCAAGUGAAAUAUCUUUAUUGAUAGUUGCAACUAUCAUAGUUUUUCCGUCGGCAUGGCACUGUUGAUGCUAUCGCGCGUUCGUUAAUUUUCGUGCUUAAGGGAUUUGUUAAUUCGCAGUCAAAAUUACAGCAGCAACGCUGGACGGUCACAUGGCGCUGGGUCUCAGCUCCGGACUGUGUUCCGGGAUAAGUUCUGGACCACAUUCGGAUACUUCAUCCUCGCCAGGAGUCAGUGUUCCCAUCCCGGUAGCUCCAGCGCCUAUUUUACCGAGCGCAAUGUUCGCUCUUCCGACGCUUAACUUCACGGUGUCACAAGUGGCUGCGGUGUGUGAAACUUUAGAAGAAUCCGGUGAUAUCGAACGAUUGGCGAGGUUCCUUUGGUCCUUACCGGUCGCCCAUCCUAAUAUUGGUGAACUGAACCGAAAUGAGGCUGUGUUACGGGCUAGAGCCAUAGUGUCUUUUCAUAGUGGUAAUUUUAGAGACCUUUAUUCGAUAUUAGAAACUCAUAAGUUCACGAAAGGUUCCCACGGAAAGUUGCAAGCGAUGUGGUUGGAGGCGCAUUAUCAGGAAGCGGAGAAACUUAGGGGAAGGGCUUUGGGGCCCGUAGAUAAAUAUCGGGUGCGGAAAAAAUUCCCGUUACCGCGGACUAUUUGGGACGGGGAACAAAAGACUCAUUGUUUUAAAGAAAGGACUAGAUCGUUAUUGCGAGAAUGGUAUUUGCAGGAUCCGUAUCCUAAUCCAACGAAAAAAAGGGAGUUAGCCCAGGCGACGGGAUUAACUCCGACACAAGUGGGAAACUGGUUUAAAAAUAGACGACAGAGGGAUAGGGCGGCAGCUGCAAAAAAUAGAAUGCAGCAGCAACAACUAGCGGCCCAACUGGCGCAUCACGGUGGAGACCGACGUGCGCCCCUGAGUCCUGCGCCCUCUGAUAGUGAUUCUGAUAUUUCACUUGGGGCGCAUUCACCGAUAAGUUCCCCAGGGCCUUUAAGGUUAGGACCCUCUAGUCCUAAUCCAAUAACCUCAUUUAGGUUUGGCCCUCAUUCACCGGGACCGAUGCCGGCCCAGUUUAGAUUUGGAGGUACCCACACAUCGCCCAAUUACAGGCUGGACCGACAGUCACCCACACCCCCAAAUUUCCGGCUGGAUCGGUCAAACUCGAAGUUGGAUUCCGAAUCCCCGCCGAUGACCGUCGACUCCGGAUCGUCGAACUACGCCGAUGCGAUAAAUUUGAGGCUGUCGGCCAACGAGAGCCCGAUCGAUGUCGACUCAAACAACGACUUUAACGGAAGCUCGGAAGUCAGGGAAAAUAUAAACGGAAACAGCCCAGUCCGAUUGGACCGUUCACCACCUCAAACAACGUUGGACCACUCGCCACCUAUAAACCUGAGUAGUCUAAGAAGUCCUCCCAACUCCGAUAACCCUAAAAUCGAAGCACCCUUACCACUUCGGCUGACAACUUCAAAUCAAUUAUCAACGCCACAGAUGACAACCCCACUUAGGGUUCAAAUUAACUCGCACGUCAACCGAAUGAUGACAGUUCCUUCACCGCAUACUCAACUGUUUAACCAUCAUCAUAAUAGUGGUAUCGUCAGGAUAGCCAAUCAGAACUCACAGAGCACUGGACCUGUGUUACAUAGACCUUAUUCCCCGCCGAGGCUAACGUGAUAUUCAGCCGUAGAUUGGGAAGACAGUGCGUAGAAUCACGAUUUGUCAAUUUCUGUUAAUGGUGUAUAGUAUUUGUCGGUCAAGUGUUAGUAGAAAGAGAUUGUAAAUUGCAAUAUCUUCUCACAUUUAAUUGAGUUAAGUCGUCUGGAAAGUAAAUGAUUUUUUCGUUUAUUUUUCUUUUGCACAAAAUGCUGUGUUAUUAAAAUAUUUAUCCGGAUUGAGCUUUAUCCAGCACAAAAGUUGAAUCUACAUGCAUAUUUGAGAUAAAAACUGAGCUUUUUUUUAUUUUGCAAAAUUUUACAUCUUACAUUUAAAACAAAUAUAUCGUUAAAAUUAAAUAAAGGUUUAAAUACUUAGAGGAUAUACAAGAAAAGCAACUAAUCAUUUGAAAAUAAAAAAAUUGAAUUUUUACCAAAAUUAUUUAAAUACUUCAUCAUUUAUAAUCUAUUUUAUUGGGAUGUAUUUUAUUAAGUUGCUAAUAGAUGGCAACAGGCUUAUUUAAAUAGGCCAAAACGAGAAUACGAAAUAGCUAUUUGUUUCUUGACCAACUUACAAACUAUUCAUUCGAUAAAUACAAAAUUUAGUUAGAUAUGGUUAUCAGUAAGAAUUUUGAUGCUAUAUUAUUUACAAGGCGUUGCAAAUUAGUGGUUAACACGGUGUGGGGACACUUUUCGUAUUUUUGUUUUUUUUUUCAAUUUUUGCGUUGCUGGUAAUUUUUUAAAUUUACUUUUCUAAAUAUCUCCGAUAUCUUCUGAGAAAUCUGCUGGAUGCAUGGAUUCUUAGGGCAGAUGUCAACGGACUUGUAUUAUUUAAGAUCAUGGUAAUUUUUUGAUCAAGUAUUUUUAAGUAAAGUUAUGGCUUGACAUAUCUUUUUAACUCUGGCAAAUGUUUAAUUCCAAGCUUGCUUCUGAAAAUAUUUUAAUUAGCCAAUAAAAUCUAGCAUCUAAAUGAAACUUUGCUAGGCAUAGUAGCCUCUUGAUAAGUUUUUUUUUGUGAGUUUUUCUUUUGAGAAAAGUUAUCCUCCAGUAGGUUUUGUUUCCUCCAGCGAUCUUGUGCAGGGCACUCAAAGGAUAUAUGAGAGCGUCAUUCAUCGUCCUCUUUGCAAAGUCUACAGAAACGUUUUUUAUGGAAUAGUCCUACUGUGUCUCGGUGUGCAGUACGCAGUGAGUAGUCCUGUCACUAUUCUGAGUUGGCUUCUGCUGAACUUUAGGACCUCACAGGUAGAAGUGGCUAAUGAACCUUUCAAAAUUAUUUUGCUAUAAUUUAGCCCCGGUAGUUGGUUUCAGUGGUUUUCUUGAUUCUCUUUAGUCCACUUUUUAAGAAAAAUACAGGGCCUGUGAUGGCUUUUCAGGUUUUCGGCUUGCUAAGACAUCUGCUUUUUCAUUGCUUUCAUUGUAUAUCCUGGCACCCAGGCAAGGCUUAUCCUGUUUCGGUUUGCUAUACUGGAGAGAUGUUGUAAACAGUUCUAGACUUCUUUGGAGCUGGCCUUUAUUGAAGGUUGACUAUCUAUAAAGAAUGUUAUGUCUUUACUGACAUAGCUUCUUCUCAAGUUUUCCUAUAGGCACAUCUCUAGGAUAUGAAUUUCUGCUUGGAAUAUUGUGGUAGGUUGACGUUUGGGUUAAGACCAUUUAUUCUUGCGCCUGUCCCACUAUCCAUCUUUGAUCCGUCAGUCUAGCAUACUAAUUUAUCGUUUUGAAUUAGUGACUGUGUCGUUUUAUCAUCCCAGUUUAGCUGGAUUAGGAAUGAUUUAUUCACAUUGAUUUUGGUCGUCAUAGUGGUACUGCUCAUCUCUCUAAGAGUGAAUUUUGUGAUUGUGUUUGUUUUUCUUUGACUUGUGGUGUGUUUUUCAUACCAUUACACUGAAGUCUAUAUGACCUCAUAUCUCUCUUCUCAAACCGAAAAUACAGUCUCUAUUCUGUGUUAGAUAAAUUGUUUAAAUUAAUGCCAUAGAUAUUGGCUCUUAUUGGUUUAUUUUAUUAAUAGGUGGAUUAAUUAUUUCUAACAUCAUCUUAGUCGCUAUCAGAGCUGGAGGAUUCUAGGGCUGCAAAAUCCUUAAUCAUAUGAACUGAAUCAUGUAACUUAAUGAAUACAGUGAAAAUGAAGUUCUUGGAAAUAAAGCUUUUUGCUAUUGUUAGGUUAAAGGUAAACGUAUCAGCGGCUAAGAUAACGUUUAUAUCUAUGUUAACCGUCAAAACAAAUGCAUCUUCGAAAACUGCCUUUUCUUUCUUUGACAUUCGUAGACUCUCUCUCUCUUUUCGUUAGGGGUCUUGUCAUUCAACAAUUUACCCAAUAUAGCGGGUUAGGCCGCGGCGGAUUCUAGCCUCUUUCUUGAUAAUGAAACCGCGUGAUUGGAGGGUUAGCAGCAGAUGAGGUGCUACCUAUUGAUGCUGUAUGUUGCGCCGUAGGUUAAUUUGGUUAUUACUUCAGUAGUAUACAGCUAUUGUUUUAUGUGAAGUGAGAAUCCCUAAGUCUUUCCUACUGCUUGUUUGGUGUCCAUCAGCGUAAUUCUGCUUUUGUUUAUUGCGUAUUCAAUAUGACUUCAGGUUAGUUUUGCGUCAAGAAGAACACGUAAGUAUUUAAUUUCUCGGGCAAUUGCAGCGUUUAUAGGAGUAUUGAUGCCGAUUCUUGAAGACAAUUUUUAACCCUUGUUGUUGUUCCACAUAAAUGUUUUGGCUAUUUAUAUUGGUACGUAUAGCUUUGUACUCUUCCAAUAAAUUCAUCAGCAGAUAGGUAUUUAUUCCUGAGCUUCAAACAUUACUGAUAAUCAUGGUUUUAUUUUUGAUAUAUUAAUAUUUAGUAGAUAAGAUAAUCCUUUGCAAACCUUUUAAACCUUGGCAUAAUUUUGGCAUAAACAAUUAAUAAAUGAUUAGUAGCUCUUUCAGUUCACUAACGGCAUCAUAGAGAAAAGGCCUGAAAAAUAUUACUACUAAUUAGGUUUGUUUAUUAGGGAAAUUAAACUAAGAAGCGGAUGUUGAUAUAUAUAUAAAACUGUAAGCAUACAGGAUAGUCUUAAACCAAUUAUACGGAAUUUAUGACUUAAUCCUGCAGUAACUACUAGUUAUAUUAAGUAAUUAAAAUUUUUAAAACGACGCGUCAAUUCCUCCAUAAUAAACUUGUGAGAAUUGACGUUGACGACCUUGUUGCAAUAUUGUAUAUAUACGCUUUUUAAUACUAAAUGUAGAUAUGAUAUAUAUACAUAAGUUUACGUGAGGUAUGUAAAAAUAUGCAUGAUUUAAAAGAUCGAUUAUUGUGUUUUUUUCUGAUUUUUGGCUGUUACCGUAAAAUAAUUUUUUUACCAAAAAUACUAUUGUUUUUAAAUUGCAAAAAUUAGAUGCAUUUUUAAGUUAUUCGUAAAAAUAAAUAUUUUGAUUUGUUUGCGCCAAAUGGGGUACAUAAAGAAUGAAGUUGAUAAACUUCAGUAUUAAAAAAUAUUUUUUAUUAGGAAAGGUGGUUUCUUAUAGAGAAAAGUUUUCUCUAAGGCUAAGAGGUCAUCGGGUAGCAGAAAUGUAGUCACAUCAUUUCCAAACUUUGAGAUGCUUCUAGAAGGUACUGCAUCGUAUUUACAUACCAUCUCUUUUUCUUUAGACACUGUAAAACCCAUGCAAUAAUACGCAACAGAAAAUUAUAGGUGAAGUUGAAGAAAGAACGGCAAUACUUAACCGAUUUCCUAAUUGCGAAUAUUGGGAAUACUAUAUGUCAUGGUAAGAAUUGCUUAACAAACUAAUCUACGUUCAAUUUGGGACAAACCCCUUGUUAGUGGAUGAAGAUUAGGAGAAACGCUAUCGUUCUCUUUUUAACUUGUAACUUAGAUUUAUUACUGCUUGAUAAAAUAAUAUUAGAUCGCUGAGUCUUUAUAUUGCGUUUAUCUAGGAGUUUUUCUGUUCGUAAAAAUUUCGGAUUUCGUAUGCGAGAUUAAGCGACUAAAUUCUUGUGACGUUUUUUCCAAACACGCAUAGUUAGAAGUUACUUAUAAAAUGCCAAUUUCUACGCAUGGAUUUAUGAUGAUGCAACGGUAAUAGUCAACGUCUAGAAAUCAACUAAGUUUAUUUGCAUAUAAGUGUUCAAGAUGGUUGCGUUACAUGCAUUUGUACCAAUGUUCUUAAUAAAUUUUUGAAUUACUUGAAAACAGACAGAAGCAAGGCAAGAGGCAAUAAUUGAAAAAGUACUUCUACUCAGUAUUCAUAAAGAAACAAGCGAAUAGGAAAAAAUCAAACAAGACAAUAUAAAAAAAUUAUCUUUAAAGCAACUAAGAAUAUAAAAGAUGCCCUGCGAUUAAUAAAAGGUUUCAAACAAACAUUGCUGAUACCAUGUUCAGGUGGUCACGUAUACACAGUAAGCAUAAGCCAAAUAGAACAAAUUCCAUAAUAAAUAAAUAGGGACAUUUUCGAAAAAAUGCUCAGAUAUAUUGAUGGGUAUUUUUACUUCUAUUUUUUUCAUCAAAAUAAUUUUUUUUGCGUUUAAAUGUGACACCCUGUAUAUUACUCAAUUUUUAGAUAUUUUAGACAUACUUCACGUACAAUGUCCUAUACCAAUUUUUAAAAACUGUUUCGGAGAUAUUAAGUGAGGAGCAGACUUGCAAAAUGCGGUUUGUCCAAAAUUGUAAAUUUUCAGGAAACAUGAAAAACUGGUGCUACGAAUCGGUCUUACUUACCGAGUUAGAACUUACCAAAAAAAAAUAGGAAAAUUUAGGAUAAGUAAAUACUAGAAUCGCAGACUAGAAAAAGCAAUAGUAACUUUGGUAUUUUAGAAAAACAUAUGGACAAAAUGCUAUUUGCAUGUCUAUAGUGGACAAAAUGCCUUUUGAUUGUCAUUUGGAAAAAUUUUUUGGGUAAAAUUACCACCAAAAAAUGAAGAACCGUUUUCUUUAAGCAGUAUUUUUAUUUUUUAACAACCUCAAAUGAAAUGAACAUCUUCCGUAUCGUUACAGUCACAGUCCUCACUUUCUUCAACAUUGGUUUCAACCUCACACUGGCCUUCUAAAAUUGGAACUAACCAUUCCAAUUCUGGAUUCUGAUUCCAGUUUUCUCCAGACAAUGAUGCCAAUAUUUUUUUUAAACUAUCUACUUUUUUUCCUUUUAUUUUAUGACCCAAACCUAGUUCCUGUAAUUCUAUUUGAUCGAAUCUUGCUCGUGGUUUUAGCAGUAAUUGAAACUUUUUUGUCUCAUCUGAAUUGCGAUAUAGUAACUCAGUUUUCAGCAAAAUAUUAUGGGUGGAACUUUUUUUCUUUAACAAAAGUCUUCGACAAGAAUGAAUGCCAGUCACUUUUUUCAGAUGCAGCGAAAGCUUUUUUAUGUCAAGUAAAUGUCAGUCAAUUCCAAGUUUUUGUACACUACCCACUUUGGUGUAGAUAUCCCAAUAUUGAUCUGGAGUUUUUUUAUAAUACUAUGAGACCUUAAGCUUUUUUCAAUGCGUCCAAAGAUACGAUCGGCGGGGAGAUAAGAGUGACCUCUAAUUGGAAAUAUAAUUUCUACGUCCCUAAUCUGCUCACAUGAAAACGUUUGAAGCCAAAACAUUAAAGCAUGCACAACAUGAUUAUUUUUAUUCUGCAAAAAAAAACGGUUGCAUUGUCUGGAAAUGUAAGUUUUUUCAAAAAAUCGAUAAGAUAUCUCAGUCGCCCCUCUACCUGCUUGGUACUCCAUCCACGAAUAGAAUACUGGGUCUUUACAAUUAAGUUUGGUAAUGCAAAAAAAGUAUAUUGACAGCUGUUGGGCGUAAAAUGCCUCCUGAAUAGGGACCUUGGGUAAUACCUUAACUUGUUGCAGAUCAAAGCAAUAUGAAAUGGUAUUGGGAUCUUCAACUUUCAUUAAUUUAUGAAAUUGUGAUGCACGGAAUUUACGCACUUUUAGUUCAGUAGAUAACUUUUGUUUUUGUGUAGCAAUUUGAGAUAUACCAAUUUUGGUUUGUGUUCUAACGCAGUACCUACAGAGAUCAGUAGCGGGACUACCGAAUCUAUAUUAAAGUAUUUACUAAACACCAUUGUUUGGUGCUUUUUUGUUAUAUAAUUGCCAAAGUAUAGAAAUGUUGUAUUCUGAUGAUACAUAAAUCCGUCGAGACUUUUUUCUUCCAUAGUGGCUUUCCUUUCCUUGUAACUGACUAAUAAAAGAUCUUACAGCACUCAGUUUUUCCACAAACUUAAAAGUGCGUCUAUCCCCUCCCCUUUUUUCUGUUAAAACUGUUUCCACAUUUUGCACUUUCCUGCAAAUGGUAUUCACCCUCCUCUGACCAACAUUGUAAACAGCCAUUAUAAACUUCUGACAAACCUGCAAUUUUUGUUGCUUAACGAAAACCUAAAAAAAAUUUGGUGAAACAUUCAAACUAAAAAAAUAUUUAAUUUUAAUAGGUAAAAAAAAUUCAAAUCCAUAUUUUUUUUAAUUAACAAUAAAUGUAUAUAACAGCGUGGGGAUUUGAGCACUUUUAGUUUAACUUACGGAAUAUUUUACUGCAAAAGAGGGAGGUUUCCAUCAGCCUUGCGACACCUUUUUCGUUUAGGUAUAUCUAAAGUAAUGUAGCUGUACUGUAACUGGCUAAAAUUCCAUCUUGAAUGGUUUUAUUGGAUUUUCUAUAAAAAAACUUCCCGAAGUUUAAUUACAUCUUCUCGACUCACUUGCUGACAUUUUAAAUUUGAAUCAUUUUUAUGGUUGCAAGCUAUAUCAAAUUGCUCUAAAUCGGGAUCAUGGUUUGAAUAGUAUAAAGUCGUAACAAAAAGAAAUAAGUAUUAAAAAAUAAAUCCAUACCUCACUUGUUUUUUUCUUUCCCUAGUUGUUAAAUUAAUUUGUCGCUUUCGGCUACCCCGGUUACUAUCACCAACAAUGUGCUCACCAUCUACAGACUCCAUUGUGAUUUAAACUUCACGAAAAAGUUAUGAAACAAACACAAAAUACUUAUAAAUAAACUAAAACCACACCGACAGAAAUUAGGUUAUGAAAUUAGAUAACAAACAUGUUUACAUCUGGAUCAAACGCGAUUUGUUUUGUCUUGUUGUCAAAAUACUUUUUGUUUGUCUAAAGGUGAUUGACUAAAUGCAUUUUGCAUGUCUAGGGGAUUUUCGCAAUAUAUUUUAAAUGGUACAAAAUUCGAUUUGAACGUCCAAAGUGAUGUGAAAUGAUAGAAAUUCGGUUAAAUAAUGUUGCGCCACCUUUAGUUCAAAAUGUGAAAAUUUGGACAAACUGCGUUUUGAAACUCUGCUCCUCAAGUGUUUUUUGAUUUAUUGCAAAAAUUAACAUAAAAACAAAGAAAAUAUUUGGUUACAUAAAUUUGCUACAACACAUUUGAAAACUAAUUAGUAAUACUAUUUACCUCUCAACCACACAACAAAAAACAUUAGUAUUAAUGGACGAGGUGUUCAAUAUGGUCGCAACGAACGUCCUGACAACAUCCUAAUUCUAAAUAUAAAUUCCUUCUGAGGUUACUCACUCAAUAUCUCAGGCGUGACCGAACUAAUCGCAACUGUUAUUCAUCAUUCUAAGUCACCUAAGUCAAGGGGUUAAGUUUUUGUUAUAAAAAGAUAGUUUUUUUAUAUAAAAUUUACUCAUACCCACAUAUUUUAUCAUAACACUGUCUCUCAUAUGAAAUAGACUCUAUUUUAUUCUAUUGCGACGACCCCACCGACCGAGUGAGAAAUUACAUUAGGACGAAUCGUCACGCCGCUGUCUCUUUACAGUCAGAUUUAUACCUCUAGUUUUAAUAAAUUGGUGUCAAUCAAGAAAACUGUCUAUCUGUAAAUUACGCAACAGUUUUGUUAAAAAAAGUCUAAUGAUGUUAGAUUAGGAGAUCGUGCUGGCCAUUCCAUCGGUUCUCGUCUCCCUAUCCACCGAUUUGGAAAUAUUCGGUUGAGGUACUGCCAGACAUUGAUUUGGUAAUAAGUGAGUGCUCCUUCUUGAUGAAACCAUAUGAUAUCAGCUGGAUCUUAUGGGUUUUCUGGCUCAGGAUAUAAGUUUGUCAAAGCUGGCAUGACAUUAUUUUGAAACAGUUUUAAAUAAUUAUCAACAUUCAUUGCCAUUGACGAACAAGACCUAUGACAUGAUCUCCAACAACAACUCCUGCCCACACAUUGACCUUUUUAGAGUAUUAGGUAUGUGAUUCUCUCAUCUAGUGAGGAUUUUCUAGGAUUUACCAGUAGCGUUACAAAAGUUACAAAAUAUGCUCUGAUGGGAUCUCAUUGCUAUCUACUAACUGUAACUUUCUCAUCAUUUGUUCACAAAAAUCCGUUCUCCUGAUAAAAUCGUCUUCCAUGGGUUCUAGUUGGUAUUUAUAGGAAUGCAUUUUAUUUUCUUUCAAUGUACGAAUAAUCAUUGAAUGGCAAUUUGGUAACAUCACUUAUUGCAUUUACAGCUGUUUUCUUAAUAUGCCUUACAUAUCCAAACUCGCAAAACUGCUUUUCUCUUCUACUAAUUGUCUCUUAGGAAAAUUGUUAUGGAAUAACAUUUGUGUCUGUCUAUUAUCUCAAUAACCAAUCAUCUGUAGAAUUAUUAUUUUAUGCAUUUCUAUUAAAUCAACCAUUCUUCUGAUAAACAGUUACCGAAAUUCAAAGACUAUGACUAAAUGAUACUAAUAACUAUUGCUGACCUGAAAAAGACAAUUUUAUUUAUAUUUUUUUAAUUUCAUAUUAAUAAGACGGUAUAUUGAAAUGAUGUAUGUUUACUUUCCCAUUAUUAAAACUGAAAUGAGAAACAAGUAUUGACUGUGUUGUAACGAAUUUUUGCAAUAAAUCAGAAAACACUUAAUAUCUCUGAAAUAGUUGAAAAUUAAUAUAGGACAUUGUACAUAAAACAUAUCGAGAAUAUUCCCAAGAAUCCAAAAGUUGGGUAAUAUACAAUGUGUCGCAUUAGAAAGUUGUUAUUAGCCACUUAUAUAUUAACAUGCAAUAAAGAGAAAAAAAAAGAAAGACAACGAUUCUCCCAGUUCCCUAUCUACUAACUUGAAUUCGAGCUAAAUUGAAUGUAGAAGACCGGCAUUGCAUUUCUGCUCUCAGCAGUGCAAAAUAAAGUAAUAAUUGGUGAAGUAUUGUCAUUCUUUUAAGCCUUAUCUUAAAAAGGCAGACAGACUAGCAAACUCUGGAGCCGAAAAGAUUAUAUCCAGAACCAGGGUGUACAUUACUGUACACAAUACUCUACCCAUUAUACAUGGAUGUGUCUGCAUCCAAAAAAGAAAUGUACCAGUGGUGUAUAGCAACUGCUUUUAACUCCUGAGAUGGUAGCACCUCGAUGCAAAUAAACAGUUUUCGCUGUGUGAUAGUCUGUACGCCCUACAGAAACUUUUCUCGUUAAGAGGUCAAGGGAUUAAUAAAUCUAUUGACAUAAAAUGUACUCAAACUUACGUCAAUGCUACCAGCGGUAUUUUUCAUAACUAGUACCUUUAUUUGGGCUUACUCUUGUCAAAAAUAUAUCUAAUAUGUAAAAAUAUAGCAAUAAAUUAAUAUUAAACUGGCAAUACAAUCAAAUUUCAAUAAAUAUAAUUUAGAAAAAAGUGCCGAAUCAAGUUUGCAAAAUAGGUACUAGUUAUUAUUUUACCUUUUUAUCUGAGAAUUAAAAAUAAAGAAAAAUGUUAAUAUAAUAAUAUAAAGUCAAAUUAUAUGUAUAAAAAAUGACAAGUACACCAAGUGUAUAAAAAUAAGAUAUAUAUUUGCACAUAAUUGCGAAAUCAUAUGUUAUGUAAGCUAA